This is a messenger RNA of Prorocentrum cordatum, 1101 nucleotides long. NCBI's taxonomy places the organism in Eukaryota, Dinophyceae, Prorocentrales, Prorocentraceae. The record is from the annotation of a GenBank genome assembly.
AUGCAGCCGGCUACCGAGCUUGUCUUGUACGUUGGUCCUUUCGGAAGCGUGGCCUGCAGCGGUGCCGUGCAGUCGCCGAGCACCGCGGCGCUGAGCGGCGCGCCCCGGGUCGCGCUGCACCCCGCGCCGAGGCCCGGCCUCGCCGAGGGCCGCACAGGGGAGCAGGGCACCGAGGCGCAGGCCUGGGGCGCCGCCGCCACGUGGUCCCCCACCGGCCCGGGCGUCGCCCUCGGCCUGGCGGCGGGCGCUCUCCUGGUGCUCGCCGCCGCCGUGGCCGUCGGCGUCUCGUGGCGGCAGGGAUGCCACAUGCGCAGCGUGCCAGUCCAUGAGAACACCGUGGCGGCCAUCGAGCAUUGGAUCAUGAGGGCGAAGACGCAGGACCUUGACUUCUACACAUGCAUGGGUCUCGUUUCUGGCCUGCACCAGCUGGGUCCAAAGACUCGGGCAAUGAUGCCCCGCGCAGUCCUGCUUUUUGUCAUGCAGGGAAUUCUUCCUGGCCUCCUCGUCCUCUACCACAUGCGCGACUUCCACUACUACUCUCCAGUUCAGGACCUCUGGUUCAGGCUGUGCGCCGCGAUACUGUUCUGCUUCUCGGUGGUGCACAUGUACUGUGGCGCGUUCGACGAGUGCCGGACCAUGUUCUUGGAGCUGGCCCUCCGGCACCACGUCGUCUCGUGGUGGUUCCUGUGGCCCAUGCUCGUUGGCGAGGUGUUGAACGCGUUCUCGGCGUACACCCUGGUGAUCACACUGAUCCUCGUGUUCUGCCACGUGGACAACACGCCCGAGCUGCUCGUCCACUGCCUGGCCAUCAACUUCAUCGUCAGCAUCGACAACGACAUCGUUGACGAGGACAUGCGGCACUUCUCGAUCUCGAAGCUUCAUCAGGCACUGGCAGAAGGGAAGAGCUCGCACGAACAAGGAGAUCUCCAGUACUGCGUCCUGCGCAUCACGACGACGGUGUGCGCCGUGACGCGCGUCGUGCUGACACUGUGUGUGGGCUUGGGCUUCUCGGUGAUUUUCUUCUUCGCCCACCAGGAGCGGUGGUGCCAGCAGCUCGGGCCCUACAGCUCCUGGCCGUUCUGCGAGGGCCUGCGGGCCUGA